AUGAAUAGAAUUUUAAAACAAGUAUCAAAUACCAAAGGUAAAGGUAUUAGAUUCUAUUCAUCUUCUAGUCAAUUGGAUUCAGAAUAUAUGUUUCCAUCAGUCAGAAGAUUAUUAGUAGAAUAUGGUAUCAAUAGUAGUAAGGAAGUAACAGCUACAGGUCCACAAAAUAGAUUACUUAAAGGUGAUGUUUUAGCAUAUAUAAAAACAAAGAAUUUAUCACCAGUAGAUAGAUUAUCAUUAAUUGCAUCAUCAGUAAAAUCAUCACAACCAUCAUCAUCAUCAUCACCAUCAAUAGUAGACUCACCAACAUUAACAUCACAAAUUAAAGAUCAAAUUAAAAUUGUAACAACAAUUACAAAUGAUAAAAAUAAAUCAAAAGUUAUAUACGAAGAUAUACCAAAUAAUAAUAUUAGAAGAGUAAUUGCAACUAAAUUAAGUCAAUCGAAACAACAAGUACCACAUUUCUAUAUGACAGUUGAAUGUGAAUUGGAUAAUGUUUUAGCAAUGAGAAAAUCUAUGCCAGAGAAUGUAAAGAUCUCUGUAAACGAUUUCGUGUUAAGAGCAUGUGCAUUGGCAUUACGUGAUAAUCCACAAGCAAAUUCUAAAUGGUCCGACGAACAUGGUGAAGCCAUAUUAAAUCCAACCGUUGACAUUUCAUUUGCAGUUAGUACCGAUCGUGGUUUAAUCACACCAAUCAUCACAAAUACCGAUAAGAAACAAUUGUUGGCAAUUUCAAACGAGUCUAAACAAUUGGCAUUGAAAGCAAGAGAUGGUAAAUUGAAACCAGAAGAAUUCAUUGGUGGUACAUUUAGUGUAUCAAAUUUAGGUAUGUUUGGUAUUACAUCCUUUAAUGCAAUCAUAAAUUAUCCACAAGCUGGUAUCUUGGCAAUUGGUACUGGUAGAAAAGUUUUAAGACCACCUUCAACCUAUCAACCAAUAGAAACAAACUUAAACGCAUCAUAUGGCUCUGAAGGUAAAUCCGAAAUCAUAAAUACAAAUGGUCCAUUAACAACUGAACAAUUAGAAAAAUUAUUUGAUAAUACUGUAUCAAAAAAACAAGAUAUUAAACAACAAAUCAUUAAUGAACAACCACAACCACCAAAAUAUGAACAACCAAAGGUUGCAAAUGUUAUGGAUGUUACACUCUCUGGUGAUAAUAGAGUAUUCGAUGAUGAAAUCGCUGGUAAAUUCUUAUCAUCAUUUAAAUAUUAUUUAUCAAAUCCACAAAAUAUGAUUCUUUAA
Molecule: messenger RNA, 1242 nt
Organism: Dictyostelium discoideum AX4
Lineage: Eukaryota; Evosea; Eumycetozoa; Dictyosteliales; Dictyosteliaceae
Gene: pdhX
Product: pyruvate dehydrogenase complex, component X
Exons: 1
Coding region: 1-1242 (413 amino acids)
Biological process (GO): pyruvate decarboxylation to acetyl-CoA
Cellular component (GO): pyruvate dehydrogenase complex; mitochondrion
Molecular function (GO): acyltransferase activity
Source: RefSeq, a predicted model, not a curated record